Poeciliopsis prolifica (blackstripe livebearer) is the source of this 6299-nucleotide messenger RNA. RefSeq names its product coiled-coil domain containing 30 (gene ccdc30). The transcript is spliced from 28 exons. The coding region runs from base 251 to 4015 and encodes 1254 amino acids. The record is from RefSeq and is a predicted model, not a curated record. Lineage: Eukaryota; Metazoa; Chordata; Actinopteri; Cyprinodontiformes; Poeciliidae.
GGUUGGUGAACUCUCCCCUCCAUCUUGGUACGGUCCGUUGCCUAGGUGCUAGUAGAAGCUAGUGUACUCCGCCAUGCCGACCCAAGGCGUUGAGUUUUCGCAUCACUGCGAGCCCGAGAGCUGCUAGUACACAUGGAUUACAGCGACAAUGGGACUGAUAGAGCUUGAGGUUCUGCUCUUCUUUGCCACAAAAUGGGACACCAUGUAGGAACAACUGCAGCUUGAAAUAACUAUUUUCUCAGCUGAGGAAAUGGCUUCACCAAAGUUAAUGUUGAUGGAUCAUGGAGAGUUCUUGACGGAGCUGGACCAGAUUACCAAGAGGCUUCAGGACGAUGGCUUGCCUCCAGAGGCCGCAGCGGAGGAGAGGCAGCAGCAUCUAUGGCGGCAGCUGCUGAACGCCGAGGCGAAGCUUCAGUCAGUCUCAAAGGAGCUGCAGACCUUACAUACGCAGCAAGCCAAUGAAAUGAAGGAGGUAGACAGCUACGUAGCUCACAUUCGAGCGCUGCUGGAAGAGCGCGAGUGUCUGACUGCAGAGUAUGAGAGAGACAACGAAGACUUGCGACAUGAACUUCACCAAAUCAAACAUCAACAAGAGAUCCAGAGCAAGGAGAUGGCGGAGAUGUUGUCACAGGAAGACCUGGGGGAGAUCGGCUUGAGUAGCCCCAGUGAGCAGGUGGCUUAUCUACUGGUGGAGAGGGCCACUCUGCUGGAAAGGCUGGAGGCUGCCGAGGGGAAGCUGGAAAGUCAUACCCUUGCCGUUACCAACAGCGACCAUCGGGAGCACAUCCAAAUAAAGGGAGAGAGUCUGAGGCAGCAGAGGGACGACAUGAGCAAGACCAUAGAUCACAUGACAAAGCAGUGUUCAUCCCAGAGUCCAUGGAAGAAGCUGUUUGGCCUGCGCAGGUCUGCUCAGAGCAAACACAAUAUGAGCCCUGCCCACAGCGAGGAGAUCUCCAUGGAGCGAACUGAACGACAGCGGCUGGAGCGGGACCUGGAGGAGGCGUCCAGGAGGCUGACCAUGGCUCACCAAGACAUUCGCAGACUCAACAAUGAGCUUGACGCGGCUAAGAACAACAACCAAGACCCAUGUGGAUCUGAGCUUGAGGGGACAGUCCAGGAAGUUGAGUACCUGAGGAAGGAAGUGGACAAAAUGAAACACAAUGAUAUGAUGAAGCUGCAGCGAGCUAAAGAGCAAAAUGACAGACUGGAUGCAGAGAACAGAGCUCUCAGGGAAAGAAUAAAUGUCAUUGAGUCUCAGAAGAAAAAUCUUAUGGAUCAGAUGGCAAAAUCUAAUACAGAAAAGGAAGACCUGAAUAACAAAGACACUGAAUCUGAAAACUGUCUCUCUGCUACGUCAACCCAAGAGAAGGAUCGGAUUCAUAAACGGUGUCAGGAAGCAGUAGAAGACGGACUUGUGCAGGUGAGAGAGCUGCAGCGGCAACUCCAGAGGCUACGCAAGGAGCAGGAAGAGCUGGAGGAGAGGAAUGAGGAGCUGGAGGCCCUUCUGGGGGAGGCCCAGAACGCCAGCAAAGAGGAGAGGCUUCGCCAUGAAGGAGAGGUGGAGGGGUUGCACAGAAGGAUUAGAAACCUGGAGGCGGAGCUGAGAAAGCACGACACUCAGGAAAAAGCACCAAAGAAUGGCGACGAGGUGAAGGCCGCCGAGUCCUACCUGCACGUCCACCUGAGGGACAGCUCCCAGGAGAGAAUGUCCCUGCUGGAGGCCCGGCUGACUGAGGAGAAGGAGUGGAGGAAACAGCUGGAGUUGGAUCUUACUGCUGCUCAGGCUGCCCUCAAGAAAGAUAAAGAGGCUUUGCAGAUAGGCGAGCGAGAGUUGAAGAAACUGAGACUGGAGGUCAGCGGUCUUCAGACCGAAUGCCAGCAGGGGAAAACACUCAUCAAAAGUCUGACCCAGGUCAAGGGAGAGAAGGCCGUUCUAGAAGAAAAGGUGGCCCAGAUGGAGCGCGCCCUCAGCAGACUCCAGAGUCAGCUGGAACACUACAAGGACAGUAACCAGACUCAGGGAAAAAUUAUGGAAAACAGACUCCAGGCUGAUCAGACGCAGAAGCAGGUCGACAGCCUUAACGUCGAGCUCAGCAGCCUGCAGUCUUCACAUGACAAUCUGAGGGAGGAGAUGACCUCUGAACGGCAGAAGACGGCUGAGCUCCAGGCGGAGCUGAGCGGCGCGGUGCAUCUGAAGCUCGAGGCUGAAGGGAAAAGAGAGAGAGUGGAGCUGGAAGUCCAGCGGCUCAAUCAACAGCUUCAGUGGCUUCAAGAGCAGCUGACCUCUGCAAAGGAGGCACUUCAUCGCAGCCAGAAGGCUGAAAUAGACACAGCUAAUGCAGGACCUGGGUCUGAUUUGGUAGAGAAAGUGAAGGUUGGAGGUUUGGAUCAGCUUUCAUCUUUGAAGAAGAACAUAAAGGUCUUGGAGGAUAAGCUGGAGGAGGAGCGGCAGCUGGCCUCUCAGCACCAAAUGGCUCUUCAGGCUCAGAUUAGUGAAGCCCAGGCACAUAUUAAGUUGCAAGACUCGUUGCUGAGCCAGAGAGCGGAGGAGGCGAAACAGAUGAAGCAAGACAUGCAGAGAGCCCAGAGCCUGUUCACUUCGGCCGAGAAGGAGCUGCGCUACGAGAAGGAAAAGAGCCUGGAUCUGAAGAGACACAACACUUUGCUGGAGCAGGAAAAACUCAAGCUUUGCGCUGAACUGAAGCAGGCCCAGUCCAAGCUGGCACAGGUGGAGCAGAAGCUCCAAACUCGAGACGCUGAGUGCGAGCGUCUGCAGCAAAAAGUCCGAGAACUAGAGCUGCAGCUGAUACGCAGCAGUACCAGCGGCAGCGCCACCGCCAGCCUGCAGGAGGAGCUGCAGGCCGAGAGGGAGCGGCUCAUAGCUGCUGACAAGAAGGUGUUGGAGCUCCAGCAGCAGCUAAAGAACGUCCAGCACCAGCUACGUGUCGAGGAAGCUCGAGCCGGCGAGAGCAGCCGCCUGGAGAGGGACAGCAGGGAUCUGUUUGACUCUUUGUCGGCCCUCAGGGCCCAGCAGCAGGAGGGCAUCAUCGCCAGGAAGCUUUUAGAGCAGCGGGAGGAGGAGCUGCAGCAGCAGGUGCGCUCGCUUCGGCUGAAGGAAGCUUCCCUCAACAGGACAAACACGGAGCUCAGCCACCGCGUCCAGCAGCUGGACACUCAGCUGUCCAUCCUGGACACUGAGCUCAAGAAGACAAGAGAGGAGGUAAAAACAAGCCAGAAGUCAAAACACAAACUGCAGGAAGAGCUGAUUACCAGUCAGCAGAAGUGUGAGAGGCUACAGGAGGAGCUGCAGCAGGUUCUCCUCCAACUAGAUGCACACAUCAGGAAGUACAACGAAAAGCAAAGCCAACACAAGACCAAACUGUGUCAAGCCAAGCAGAUUUUCCUGAAGGCAACGGCCCAGAGAGAUUCUACCAUCCAGAAACUGGAGAACGAUCUGGCGCUGGCCUCCAGUCUCUCCUACAAGGAAAAGGAGCGGAUCAACGUAGUGAUGCUAGAAAACGAGAAGCUUCUGGAGGAGAAGCGGGAGCUGCUGCGGAGGAUAAGUGAGGCAGAGGACAUGGGCAGCAAAGGCAUGAGGAUGGCUUCCACUGUCCAGCACAGGGCUAAUGUCUUAGAGUUGGAAAACAAACAGCUGCAGGACAGAACCCUGAAGCUCUCCAAUCAAGUCAGGUCCCUGGAGCGUGCCCUGAGGAACGUUGAGUCAUUCUACAGUAUGGAGAAUGUCAGGCGAGCGGUCCCCUCUGAUGGUUUCACAGAAGGUGUCCUGCAUUCAUCUGCUCUGAGUCUGACCUCAGGUCCCUGUGAUCACGCGGACAUCCUGAACGCGAUCUGCCGUGCGACGGUGAGCAAGCACGUGGCGCUGGACGGCACGAGGACUUCCGUCUGUACGCAGCAGCCGUCAGAGCAGGGAUACCUGAACCUCGCCUCCCCAGUGGUCACUCCAACUUCCACUAAGGGUAGAGAAGAGACUUCAGAUGGCAAAGACCAGGGGUGAGAAGCGAUGGGAGUUUAGUGAUGUCACUGCCAUACCACGUAAUCUGCUUACAAAGGGUUGUAUUUGAAAAGCAGAUUCUUGUUUGCCUCAUAAGUACUGUAUUUGUCCCAGCAGCUUACUGAAAGUGAUUUUUUAUUUUAUUUUUUUUACUAAGCCUUUAUUAAUCAAGUAUUUUUCAACAUACUCUGUUUUUAAGGACAACAGUGUCUAUUGGGAUUCUGCAUGUGAUUAUUUGGAUUGCAAACACAUGCGAAUGGUUUUCUAAAACUUUAUUAUGUUUCUUUGGUUUGUUUGCCUUUGCACACCAAAGCUUUUGAGAAUCACGUAAAGUUUGAAAGACUGAUGCUCUUUGUGAUACAACAUUAUGAGAAGCACCACACGCCAGUGCUUUUAAUGGGAAACAUAUUUUGUGAUAGUUAUUUUAAUAAUUCUAUUUGAAUUGAAGCACUUUAACAUGUUUUUUAUACAGAUGUUUACAUUCAAUAUGUUUUAGCAAUGCUGUGCAAAUUUGGUUAUGUUAAUAACUUUUCCUGGUUCGAUUUUGCAGUGUUUUGAUGCCUUAUGAUGUCUAAAGUGUUGGCUACUUUUGUACUUAACAGGAAAAAAAAAUCUAAACUGAGUGAAUUUUUAGAUGUGUGCAGGUCUGAAUGUUUCACCCAUCUUCUGUCUGAUAGAUUAUCUGAUACUUUAAAGAAAACCAAUUCUGUUCUUUUUUUUUUCUUCUUGGCCUAAUUCGAGGCUCCACUGGUUUUUUUUGUUGCUCUCAUUGUUGUCCACGUAAAAAAGAAGUUUCCUCCUGCGGUUUUAAAGCAGCGUCGCGUGGCCGUGUCUGCGCUUGUUAUCUCAAAUGUCUAGCCGUCCGUUUGAAGCGCUGAUCUCCACCAAAACAAGAUCCAGUUUGACUUUUAGCGUGAGCAGCAUCUUUUUGUCACGAGCAGAUAUGGUUACAAAAUUCAUAUUUGUAGACGCUUCCUUCAUUGUUCUUUUUUUUUUUUUUUUUUUUUAAGAAUAGAAGUUGUGAUAGCAUGAUUUCAUGCACCGCUUCCUGUCACAACACGUCACUGGCUUUUAGUCGUGACACAUUCUGAACUAAAGAGACACACCGUGAAUCUUUAUCUACUCAAACUCUGUAUAAGAAACUGCCCUUCCUGUCGCAGGACGAACAGAACAACUUAGAAAUUACUCAUCGGCAGCAUAAUCUGAAUGGAAUUUUAAAAAAAAUAAAAAUCCAACUUGCAAUGAAGGAAAUCAACAGUGACACAAUAUUUGAUCGUACUCCCAAGGUUCCAUUUUGUCAAUGGGAGAGAUUUUCUUUUAUAGCAUUGUUGCAGGUUGGAGUGCACAGAGAGAGCUGCGUCGGGUUUUGUGCCCUUUCCUGUUUACCCAAUAGGAUUUAAGUAAUGGACAAAUUUAGAUUUCUGUUGAACUAUCUCAGUGAUGUUGCUGGAAUACUCAAAGAUGACUCAUUUUCUCGUUUUGAAGCUUCUGCAUGAAAACACAGAUUUAUGCUGGGUAUUUCCUGUUAUUCCAAAACGGCUCAUGAUGCCGGCUCAUUUUACAAGGCUCCCAGAGCUUCUGGAGGAGAAACAGGCCCACAGCAUAACAGGUCCUCCACCAAACCUAAUGGGAAGCAUCUGGUGCUUUUCCACACAUUCAUCAUGAAAAAAGCAUCUUUAAAAUAAGCCUACUUAUUUUGGUUCAUAUGGAUAUUCUAAGAAGCCACUGUUUGCUUGAGUGAUCUUUGGAGAUUUAGUUUUUUUUGUAUCCUCCUCAUUAUGUCAGUGUAAAUCUCGGUCUUUGUGAAGCCCAGUGGCUAAUAGAAAUAGGAUUUGGUAGCAGGCUAUGUUAAUGCAGUUUUUUGUUUAUAAUGCUCUUAACUUAAAUGUGUAUUGUUCUACAUUUCUUGGAGAUUAUGCUCCUGCAAUAACAGCUGCAUUUUAUUUAUUUUCUUCACAUUUUCCACAGGUACCAAUAGAUGUGCCUGACACAAACAAAUGCCUUCAAUUAGCUGCACUUCAGACCCAGAUACUAGCUACUAAAGGUUUUUAAGAAACAUGAGUGCAUCACAUUUGUAUAUAUUUUCAAAACGUAAGCCACUAUUUUUAUAUUAGCUACAUUUUUACACUAAAGAAUCCGUUAUUUCCAUUGUGCCUGAAACUUUGGUGUUUCAAACGUGGGAUUUUGCUUUUUUUUGUAAGAAUUGUGGAAAUUGUUUCAACUUUUAUCGCAUUUGUAUCAGAACAUUUUUUGUUUCAAAUUUGAAAUUAUUUUUCUAAAAUAAAGA